Priceomyces carsonii is the source of this 1566-nucleotide messenger RNA. RefSeq lists its product as uncharacterized. Gene Ontology annotation, cellular component: SLIK (SAGA-like) complex; SAGA complex; transcription factor TFIID complex. Gene Ontology annotation, biological process: DNA-templated transcription initiation; RNA polymerase II preinitiation complex assembly. The coding region runs from base 1 to 1566 and encodes 521 amino acids. Gene Ontology annotation, molecular function: protein heterodimerization activity; DNA binding; TBP-class protein binding. The record is from RefSeq and is a predicted model, not a curated record. NCBI's taxonomy places the organism in Eukaryota, Fungi, Ascomycota, Pichiomycetes, Serinales, Debaryomycetaceae. The transcript has a single exon.
AUGAAUAACCAGAAUAAUCAGACACAGGGAAAUACUGGUGGUCCGAAUAGAGGGGGUCCUCUGCGGCCUGUUACAAUACAGCCCGGCCAUGUUAUUCACUUAGUUCAAGCUUUGAAGAAUGAAUUAGCGGCAGCUAAGGCAGCUGAGAAUGAUAGAGCUAAGGCCCAGCAACACUAUGCUAAAGCUGAGGAUAUCAAGCAAGUUUUGCUUAAUUACCAGGCACAGCAAAAAUCAAGAGCGCAACAGCAGCAACAGCAGCAGCAACAGCAUCCACAACAGCAGAUGCAUCCACAACCAAAUAGCGCUGGUAACCAAGUUAACAUACCUAAUCAACAAAACAUGAUGAAUCUUCAGCAGCAAAGCAGUUCGAACUUGAACCAACCUGGUCUGCAGGCGCAGUCACCGAAUUUAGCUCAACAGAUUCCACAGAGUAGUCCAGCUCCCAUGAUGCAACAGAAUUCGUCUUCUUCGGGUGGAUCGCAUAUUUCGAGUGCAAAUUUGAUUACUAUGGAAAAUUUUAAUAAGUUAAAGGCUAGGUUAAGUAGUUAUGAACCAAGAAUUCAACAGUUGGAGGAGAGCAAGAAGAACGAAUCUUCUCCUGAUCAAAUUGGAGCUUUGGAGAGGCAGAUAGGUGACCUUAAAACUAAGUUCUCGCAAGAGCAAAAGUAUGCUAUCUAUAUGAAAAACCAACUAAUUGAGCAGGCGAAGACUGCAUCAUCAAACUUGAAUAGUCCGCAAUUAUCGAACACCGGUUCACCUGCUGUAACAAAUCCUCAAGACCCUAGAUUUAGGGUUCAGCAGCAGCAAAAUGUUAAAUCUCCCUUCGUGCAAAGCAAAGGUACACCCCAGCAGGCUCCAGUUGGAACUCCUCAAAAUCAGGGACAGCAGAGAAGCUCUAAAUCAGCUUCGCCUUCAGGGACAAAUGCUACAGCUACACCUAGCAAAUUAGGUCAAACACCUGGUCCUGGGACCUCUUCUUCUAAUUUAGCCGGAAUAACGAGACCAAGCGUGCCAUCGAUCCCGAUAUCAAGUACAAUUAAUGUUAAACCCCCAACUGCACUCACUUUGAAACCAAAUAAUGCUAAUCGUGCCUCUUUAAGUACUGGUGUCCCUAAUGGACUUGGUUCAAUUUUGGGGACACCAGCUAUUACUAAGUUACCGUCGUAUGAUUUAUCUACUGCGGGUACUUCUGCUACACUCCCGGAUAACGGGGGAAGAGUUUUGACUAAAAGAAAACUUUCUGAAUUGGUUAAUUCUAUAGGCGCAGAUGAAGGUGAUGGAAAAACGACCAUAGAUGGCGAUGUGGAAGAACUACUUUUGGAUUUGGCAGACGAAUUUGUUACGUCGGUUACGAGUUUUGCAUGUAGAUUAGCGAAACAUCGCAAGGCUGACUCAAUCGACGUAAAAGACGUUCAACUCCAUUUGGAACGUAAUUGGAAUAUAAGGAUUCCUGGAUAUGCCAUGGAUGAUAUUAAAGCAAUUCGUAAAUGGCAGCCAAGCACGUCUUACAACCAAAAGCUUUCGGGAGUUGAAAUAUCUAAAUCUGUUAAUGGAAAUAUUAAUUAG